AUUUGGUAUUAAAAAAAAAAAAACGUUUAAUUCCUCACAAGUUUUUUGUCUGAUCUGCCUGUCAUUAAGGCCUGAGCACAUUCAUGUGAUUAAAUUAACGUAUACCAGGGUGUUCUAGUUCUGGAAUUAAAAAGAAGAGUUGUUUGUUUCUUCACUUCUUGGUUUGUGGAGGUGUCACGAGUGCGUCAGCUUUUGCCGGUCUUUGUUGUUGUUGUUGUUGUUGUUGUUGUUGUUGUUUCUGAAAAGCGGCUUUAAUCUCGAAUUUUGCCAUGGCUACCAGAGGAUUCGUUUUAUAUCUGCUGUCAGGUUUCUCAGUAGCCAUUGUUUCCGUACUGUUCAUCAACAAGAACAACAACGUGGACCAUAAUUCAACUCUCUUGAACUCUCCAUAUUUAUCCAGCGCUGAUAAAGUUUGGCCUGAAUUGGAGUUGAAUUGGAGGCUUGUACUGGCAACGGUGAUAGGAUUUCUGGGAUCAGCAUGUGGAACGGUGGGUGGGGUUGGUGGGGGAGGCAUUUUUGUUCCAAUGCUUACUUUGAUUGUUGGAUUUGAUACCAAAUCUGCUGCUGCUAUUUCAAAAUGCAUGAUAAUGGGAGCAUCAACAUCAUCAGUUUGGUAUAAUCUUCGAGUGCCACAUCCAACUAAGGAAGUGCCCAUAAUUGACUAUGAUCUGGCUCUUCUCUUCCAGCCCAUGUUGAUGCUUGGCAUCACUGUUGGAGUUUCCUUGAGCGUCGUUUUUCCUUAUUGGCUCAUUACAGUCCUCAUCAUCAUACUCUUCAUAGGUACCUCCUCAAGGUCUUGCUAUAAGGGAAUUGCAAUGUGGAAGGAAGAGACUGUUUUAAAGAGAGAACUCACCAGGAAUCAAGAAACUCUAGUUAAUUCCAGGGGCGAACUCCUGAUAGAUACAGAGUACGACCCGUUGGUUCCAAGAGAGGAGAAAUCAGAACUGCAAAUUUUAUGUUUCAACCUAAGGUGGAAAAGGCUUUUGGUACUGGCAACAGUUUGGGUCCUUUUCACACUUAUUCAAGUCAUCAAGAAUGAUUUGGUUGCAUGUAGCACUUUGUACUGGGUGCUGUUCGGCUUUCAGUUUCCCGUAGCAGUAUUGGUUUUUGGAUAUGAAGCAACCAAAUUGUACAAAGAACACAAGAAGAGAAUGAGCACAGGGAACACUGAAGCAAUUUGUGAAGCUUCAAUUCAAUGGAGUCCUCUGAACAUUGCAUUUUGUGCACUCUGUGGCAUCUUGGGAGGCACCGUUGGGGGUUUGCUUGGUUCUGGUGGAGGAUUCAUUUUGGGUCCUCUCCUCCUGGAAUUUGGUGUCAUUCCACAGGUCGCUAGUGCAACAGCAACAUUUGUAAUGAUGUUCUCUUCAUCCUUAUCGGUAGUGGAAUUCUAUUUGCUCAAGAGGUUCCCUAUCUUCUAUGCGUUGUACUUGAUGGGGGUUUCCAUUUUGGCUGGCUUCUGGGGACAGUAUUUUGUAAGAAAAGUAGUAUCAAUCCUGAAAAGAGCUUCAAUUAUUGUAUUCAUUCUCUCUGGUGUCAUAUUUGCAAGUGCUCUUACAAUGGGAGUCGUUGGCAUUGAGACAAGCAUUCAGAUGAUACACAACCAUGAGUUCAUGGGAUUUUUAGAUUUUUGCAGCAGUCAAUGAUCAUUGACAAAAAUUUCAGAAGAUUGAAUAAGUGAUGUUGUGAGAAUAGAAAAUUUUGGAAGGAAAGCAAGAAAGCACUAGAGGAAAUUGGCAAGGAAAAUGUUGAGAUUUAAUAAACUAUAUUAGAUUUUGGCCAACACCUUGUUGACCUGCCAAAAUUUAGUGUCCUGUAAGAAUAAAUAUCUCUGUCAAGUUUGGUUUGACUGUUAGCUGCUGGCUAACACCACCAACUCCAUACAUUCAUCCGUCUGUAAAACUGUCUGUCUGUCUGCAGACUUGUCUAGUCUGUGAGUGUUAGUGUCACGGGCUUCGGUCUUACGCGGGUGCUCGGGUCCUGAUCUAGAUGGUGAUCAAGCGAGAGGUGACAUUAGCUCCUGGCUAACACACCCUUCAUUUAUCAUCCGUUACUUUCAGCUGUAGCAUUUUAAAAUUCCUUAUUGUGUAAUUGCGUAUUUAUUUAAGGUCCUCAAUAAAGAAAGGAGACAUUAUACCAGUUCCCUUUAGAUCAGUACAACCAUGGAAAUUCAGAUAUGGAAGAAUAAAUUUUGUGUAAGAAAAAAAGAGUUAUACGAGUUACAUGAUUGAUAAUAGAAAAAUAACGAGGAAACGAAACAAAGAAAAGUAUUAC
Messenger RNA from Durio zibethinus, 2271 nucleotides. RefSeq names its product Sulfite exporter TauE/SafE family protein. Lineage: Eukaryota; Viridiplantae; Streptophyta; Magnoliopsida; Malvales; Malvaceae. Gene Ontology annotation, biological process: protein ubiquitination. The record is from RefSeq and is a predicted model, not a curated record. Gene Ontology annotation, cellular component: Cul4A-RING E3 ubiquitin ligase complex; membrane.